AUGCCCAAAAUGGAGCAAAAAUUAAAAAAAGGAGAAGUUAGUUCCAAGUCUGCUGCGUGUUUAUUAGCUAUAAAAUGGUGUGACAAACGAGAGGUGUGGAUGCUGACAACAUGCCACGAUUCAGGAAUGGUAGCAACAGAAAAAAUAGACAGGAAAACUGGGUUAAAUAUUAUAAGGCCACAAUGUUUUGUGGAUUACAACAAAUGCAUGGGUUCAGUAGAUCGUACUGACAUGCUUCUUAGUUUUAUUGAAUCUAUUAGAAAAACUGUCAAAUGGUAUAAAAAGGUUUUUUUCCACGUUUUAGAUCUCUAUAUUUUAAAUGCACAUUCAUUAUAUAAAGUUGUUGGGAAAAACACUCCUGUUGCCGAAUUUCACUCAAUGUUAGUAAGAGAAAUUCUACAGAAAUAUUGCAAGCAAAAGAGAAAAAGUGUAGGAGGACAAAAAAGUGAAGAUCUGCCACUUCGUUAA
Molecule: messenger RNA, 468 nt
Organism: Candidula unifasciata
Lineage: Eukaryota; Metazoa; Mollusca; Gastropoda; Stylommatophora; Geomitridae
Source: the annotation of a GenBank genome assembly